GAGUGGCACAUGACCAGUAAAAAGGAAGUGGGAGCAAACACAGGCGAGAUUUGAGAUUACGCCAGAAAGAACUGUAUAUACCAUGUUAUACGCUUCGGGGUGAGAGAGGAGGCAGGAACGCCUCGACAUUUCAUGAUUUAUUUUGUGAAAUGGCCCCUCUACGCGGUGGAUUACGGAGCCUAAUAAACUGUCUGCUGAUCUGCGUCACUUUUAGCAGCUUCAUCUGCAGCAGCAGGGAGUCUGCUAAAUCCUACCACAAACCAAACAUUGUUUUAAUUCUUACAGAUGACCUGGACAUCUCCAACGGAGGACUGACCCCAUUAAUUAAGACAAAAAAGCUCAUUGGAGAUGCUGGUAUUUCAUUCAGUAAUGCUUUUGUUGCCAGCCCACUGUGCUGCCCAAGUCGAGCUAGUAUUCUCACGGGUAAAUAUCCACAUAACCACCAUGUCAUCAACAACACGCUGGAGGGCAACUGCAGCAGCGUAGCAUGGCAGAAGACUGAAGAGAGUCACACAUUCCCUGCAUUACUCAAGACUUUUGCUGGCUACCAGACCUUCUUUGCAGGGAAAUAUCUGAACCAGUAUGGACAUUCGGAGGCAGGAGGGGUGGAACACGUGCCCCCUGGUUGGAACUACUGGGUCGGGCUGGAAAAGAACUCUAAAUACUACAACUACACCCUGUCUGUGAAUGGAAAAGCUCAAAAACAUGGGUCCGACUAUAACAAAGACUACCUGACAGAUGUAUUGGCCAACCAGUCUCUAGACUUUUUACUGUAUAAAUCAAACUACCAGCCAUUCUUCAUGAUGGUGUCAGUGCCUGCUCCUCAUUCUCCUUGGACUGCAGCCCCUCAGUAUCAGGACAAAUUCAACACAACCAAAGCGCCCAGAGGUCCAAACUUCAACAUUCAUGGAAAGGACAAGCACUGGUUAAUUAGACAAGCAAAAACUCCAAUGAGCAACUCCUCAAUCCAGUUUUUGGAUGAUGCUUUCAGAAGACGGUGGACCACACUCCUGUCAGUGGAUGACCUAGUAGAAAAAGUAGUAAGACAAUUGGAAGUCAGAGGUGAACUGGACAACACCUAUGUCUUCUUUACAUCUGACAAUGGUUAUCACACAGGUCAAUUCUCCCUCCCUUUGGAUAAGCGACAGCUUUAUGACUUUGAUAUCAGAGUUCCUCUUAUGGUCAGAGGCCCAAAUAUUAAGCCAAACCAGACGAGUCAGAUGCUGGUGGCUAACGUCGACCUCGGUCCAACCAUGCUGGACAUUGCUGGUUAUAAUGUAAGCAAGACGCAGAUGGAUGGCAUGUCUUUCCUGCCAGUAAUGGAGGGUUUGAUAAACAGCAGCAGCUGGAGAACAGACAUCCUGGUGGAAUAUGAAGGAGAAGGAAGCAAUGUGUCCGAUCCUGCUUGCCCUCUGCUGGGUCCAGGAGUCUCGGAGUGUUUCCCAGAUUGUGUAUGUGAAGACUCUUACAAUAACACCUAUGCUUGUGUACGCACUGUUGCCCCAUCUGCCAAUCUGCAGUACUGUGAGUUUGAUGAUAAUGAGGUGUUUGUUGAAGUCUACAACAUGACAGCAGAUCCUUUCCAAUUGACAAACGUUGCAAGGAGUAUUGAACAAGAAGUUCUGGAAAAGAUGAACCGCCGGCUGAUGAUACUGCAGUCCUGUUCGGGGCAGUCAUGUCGGACACCCGGUGUUUAUGACCCAAGGUAUAAAUUUGAUCCCAGGCAGAUGUUUAUUAACCGUAGUUGGCAGCAUACUAGGCUGAGACAGAAAAUCAAACCAUGUUCCCAAAUACUGGAUGUAUAAGGGACUGGGUAAAAUCAUAUCUGAAGAACGAACAAAGAAGCUCAAAAGAAAAUGCACAGUAUUUUGAGUUAUUUGUGCAUUUUGCUAAACCAUACAUUUUUAGUCCACUCCUAAAUAUUUUAUACCUUUUUUAUUUUUAAUGAGUCAAGUGCAAGGCCUUUUUGAUAUUUAUUGUCACUUAUUUGAUCACAGGGUGCCUAUAGUUGCAAAUUUUCUUAUGGUCAUUUUAUUAUUUAUUAUUACAUGCAAUGCAAUACUGCAGUAUACAAGGUUAUAGUUACUUAACUAAAACGUUUAUGAUUAUUUUAAGAUGUGACUUUUUUUUUUUUUUUUUUUUUUUAAAUAAAGUCAAAUUCUGGCUGAUAAUGUGGGUUUAAAAACAUUUCUUAAACUUGUAUUUUGUACAAGAUUUGAUUGGACCCAGUUAUGUUGUGGUAAAGCCUCUGAUCUUGGGGACAUUAAGAAACAUCGUCACUGCAUUUCUUUGACAUUUGUGAGAUUGUGUUAUUUGUACACUUUAUUUAACUAUAUUUUAAACACAAUCUGUGCAGACUAACAACUUAGCCACAUUGUUUUUGUGUCUUAGAGACUGCAACGUAACUGAAGAUUGUUUAAAUGUAAAUCUUCCUUUUUGAUAACCUUCAAGAUAACAGUAUUGCUUGUGAAUCAAGUGUGGCUGUUAUGGCUGAUUGGACAAUGCAUCUCUGUUGUGCAUGUUACAAAUGAACUGACUGGACAUUUUAAACACUGUUAUUUCUUUGCUGUGAUGUUUUAAUUUUCUCAGAUUCCAAAACACUAGUACAGUCUCCAUCUUAAAAUUAAGACUGGUCACAUUUUACUGAAGCACUUUUUGUCAGAACUGCUUUGUUGUUUUGACAUUCCAUUUUUAUUGUUUGGGUGUAAAGUAAUUUUGGCUUGUGUUUUUGUCCAAAUAAAGUUAUUGUGAAUUACA
Boleophthalmus pectinirostris (great blue-spotted mudskipper) is the source of this 2757-nucleotide messenger RNA. RefSeq names its product glucosamine (N-acetyl)-6-sulfatase a (gene gnsa). The record is from RefSeq and is a predicted model, not a curated record. Bases 150 to 1805 code for a protein of 551 amino acids. The transcript is spliced from 15 exons. Gene Ontology annotation, molecular function: glycosaminoglycan binding; N-acetylglucosamine-6-sulfatase activity. Gene Ontology annotation, biological process: glycosaminoglycan metabolic process. Lineage: Eukaryota; Metazoa; Chordata; Actinopteri; Gobiiformes; Gobiidae.